This is a messenger RNA of Brassica rapa (field mustard), 2992 nucleotides long. RefSeq names its product probable WRKY transcription factor 29. Gene Ontology annotation, molecular function: transcription cis-regulatory region binding; DNA-binding transcription factor activity. Gene Ontology annotation, biological process: regulation of DNA-templated transcription. The record is from RefSeq and is a predicted model, not a curated record. Gene Ontology annotation, cellular component: nucleus. NCBI's taxonomy places the organism in Eukaryota, Viridiplantae, Streptophyta, Magnoliopsida, Brassicales, Brassicaceae.
UAUUAUAUACAUCAGAUAAUAAAAUAAAAUAAAUAUAAAUGUCAAAUUAAAAAAAUAACAAUUAAUAUCUAUACACUAUAAUCAAAUAUUUUUCUUAUUUUAGAAUAAAUAUAUCUUAAAAUAAGAAAUAUAAAUAAUUUUUUUAUAAAUUAAUAUCUCUAUAAAUUAAUAAAAUUUUAAAAUUUCAACAUUAUUAAUUUGUAGUGGUUCUACUGUAUAUGUAUAUGAACAUGAACUAUCCAUAAUGGAGGACACAUAGGUGACUUCAUAUUACAUAAACUGAACGUAUGUUUCUUUUUGUUAAAUCACUUAUGCGUAUUUCACACGUUAAACGAAGAAUUCAAACGAACCGGUUAUAUUUUUAUUCUUUUUCAUUUUUUUCUGGUGAGAUCAUCAAUAUUAUUAUAUUGUAUUCAUGAUAUUGUCAAUUGUCAUUGUUUCAUAUACCAUGUCGACAUACAAAUAAAGUAUAUAGAGUAUAUAUAUAGAUGAUGGAAUAUUCACAUCACCAAGUAAUAUUGAAAUUCGUAUAUAUAUAUAUUGAAACUAUAUAUAUGACUGUUGAAGAUUCGUAUAUAUAUUUCGUGGGAGGUAUUAACACAAAUCAACAGUGUUAUUAUGAUUGGUUAUAUAUAUAAUCGUGAUAAUAAAAUAUAUAAUAAGUUUGGUAUAUAAUAGAAGGGUAUAAUUAUCGUUAAGCAAAAUUUUGUAUAUUUAUUCUAGUGUCACUGACGACGAUAAGGCUAAUUUAACUUAACAUGAAAAGUAUUUGUUUUAUGUACAUUGAUAAUAUGCACUAUGUCAUCACUAUAAACUAUACAGCCAUAAAAAAUAGUACUGUGCGUUCAAUGCUUUCUUUUUUUGCUAAGUAUUGAAUGCUUUCUUUGUCUUAUCAUACAUUCAUAUUCAAUAAACUGCUUCAUUCACAUUCUAAAUAUCAUACACUAUAACUGAUUAAAACAAUCCAGAGAGUUUGUUAAUUGGAAAUAAGAAUAUAGGCGAAAGCAUAUCAGAUUCUUUUUUUCUGAUUUAAUUUUAAUCACCUUUUUGCCUAAGAAACCUAAUAAGGUUCCCCGUUAAUGAUGGUCUAAAACAUCAUAGUAAGUUGUAUUAAGCCUGUUUGAGAUAAAAAAAAAAAUAAAAGAAAAGAAAUCAUGCACCAGCCACCAAGUUACUAUCCCACUUUUUUAUCAAAAAAAAAAGUUACUAUCCCAGCUCGACGAGCUGGCAGUACUUAUCUAUGUUCUGAUUGUUGCCUUCCAAUAUUAUUUUUAAUUUUUAAUUUUUAAUUUUUUUUUCUGAGAACGCUUUGUAAGGUUUCACUUCGGAGAGUUAUGAUAACUUCUCUGUAAGCUAUGUAGCUAUUGGUAUUUUGGGUUAAUAUUAUUUUAAAUUUUACAUCAACACAAAUAUUAAAACUCAAUUAGAAUUGUAGGUUAUACAGAUUAUGUUAGUUAAUUUUCUUGUUUAAUAAGUAAGUUUAUCAUAUAAAUGCUAAAGUGAUUUAACAUAAUAUUUCAAUUUAGAUAUUGGCAAAUAUUGAAUGGAGACGCAGCAAAUAGUGUGUGUAAUCCACAGACCAUCAAGUUGGUCAAGAGGGGGAUGAAAAUUUCUUCCUAGUUGCAAGAAGCUAGCUAAUUGGAGUACUAUUUAGCUUCACCCAGCUGCUCGUUACGUCAACCUAAGGUAACCUGGACUUACGUUUGGCUACGAAUUGACUUUUUCAAAAUUCUACUCAACAAAAAUUUUAAAAGUUAAAUGACUAAACGGGUUUACAUGGGAAAACGAAAAAAAUAAAAAUAAAAAUAUACUACAAACAAUCUACUUGUAUAUAAACCGACGUUGCUCAAAAGACAUUUCUCGUCAUAUACUUGUCAACGAUAAAAGAGGAAACAAAAUCUCGAAAAGAGAGAGAGAGAUAUAUGGGUCAAGUGCUUCUAUGGACGAAGGAGACCUGAAAGCAGUAGUCAUAGGCUACUCUAGCUCCUCUGAUGUAUUUUCCGGCAAAAGCUCCGAUGAAUUUUCACCUUCGUUUUGUCUUCCGAUUGAGACAGCUAGUUUAUACGAACAGGAGGCGGAGAAAAUCGGUUUAGACGAACUCGGUGUACUAUACAAGCCCUUUUACCCUAGCUCCACACAAACCCUCACGAACUCCGUCUCUGUUCCGGAAGAUUCAAGAUGUUUCCGAGAUGAUAAGAAACAACGCACACAUGGUUGUCUUCUAGCGAGCGGAUCAAGGGUUAACCGCAUCCGAAUCCCUGAAUCAUGGAAGAGCAAGAAGAACCAACAGAAGAGAGUUGUUGAGCAAGUGAAUGAAGAGAAUCUGCUGUCGGACGCAUGGGCAUGGCGUAAAUACGGGCAGAAACCCAUCAAAGGAUCUCCAUACCCAAGGAGUUAUUACAGGUGCAGCAGCUCAAAGGGAUGUUUAGCAAGAAAACAAGUCGAAAGAAAUCCUCAGAAACCGGAAAAGUUCACCAUAACAUACACGAAUGAGCACGAUCACGAGAUACCAACCCGAAGAAACUCAUUAGCUGGUACAACCAGAGCAAAAUCUUCCAAACCUAAACCGUGCAUAACCAAAAAAUCAGGCAAGCAAGUGGUUUCUUCUCCUACAAGUAACCCCGUGAUCACAUCCGGUGAUGAAUCGUCUGUUGUGGUUCAAGCCACGGAGGUUGCAGAAAUGAGUACCUACCUAACAACCGGAGAAAUCGAGGGCACGAGUAAGAGUUUACCAACGGAUUUGUCGUCGGAUACGGGACAUAUUCCGAGUGGUUUCGAUGAAAUAUUGAAUAGCCCAGAGUUCAUCAAUGGGUACUUAUGGGAUUACUAGAGAACGUUAUAUAUUCAAACUUAUAUUGUAGUUGCAUUGCAGCCGUUCAGAAAAUGCAUUUAAUGUCAAGUCUCUAGGAUACUAAAGUUUCGUAGUUUUCAUCUUGUUUCCACCUUAACCUGUAAAUUUAAUCAAAUAAAAUCCUAUACGUUUUUUCUUUCC